CACCAGCUUCCACACGUGGGAACAGACACUGGCUUCUCCUCCUGUUCGCUGCUGACGGACGACGACCUUCAUCCCUUCAUCCCUUCACCGCUCUCCAUCCAACAGACAGAGAAAGAAAAAAUGAAGAUCACCAUCAUAACAUUUUGCCUCAUCGGAGCAGUUUUUGCCAACCCAAUUUCUCUCAAUGCCGUCCUGGACACGAGUGAGCUUGAUUCGAACUCGACUGAAAGUGCGUCUGUUUCACAAUCGUCUGAAAAUAACACCUCGGAGCAGAGCUCUGAAGAAAGUACCUCAAAUCAAAGUUCAGAGUCAGAAUCUUUAGAAUCCACAUCAGAGGACAAGACAUCGGAGGAGAGUGACAGUCAGUCAGAUGAGUCAGAUCAGAGUGAAUCGAUGACUGAAACCAAAGAUAACAGCAUGAGCAGUGAGGAGAACGUACGAAGGAGUUGGGUCCCAGUCUUUCAUAUCAUGCAAGAACUGAGCGGCGAGGACAACAGCAGCAGCACCGAGGUCAAAGGUCAAGAGGAGCAGCUGAGCACCCCGGAGCCCACCAGCAGCAGCGAAAGCUCAGACACCAGCGAGGCCACCACUGCUCCCACCACCAGCGAGAGCAGCAGCAGUGAAAGCAACGAGACCAGCGAGAGCAGCGAGAGCCCAGAGGACAGCGACAGUGCCGAGGUCCGGCAGAUGAGAACCAGUGACUGUGUGAACGGAACCCAGAGCUGUGAAAGUGAAGAGCACUUCUUCCACGACAUAGGAGACGACGGCCAUCACGGUGUGGACAAUCUGAUGGUGCCGGAUGACGACGAGCGGGAGCUGACCCUGCGGAGAUGAUCACGUGCCCUCGUGCAGCUUUAAUUUUCCCACUAUGAACUACACAACCAUUAUAGGUGACCUGAAUGAAGACUCUCGUGUUUCCUCUUGCCCAUCGCUUCUGAAUGUUGAUUUCCUGCAUUUGACUGUCGCCUGCAGCUGAUUUAUUGUGUACGUGUGACUGUUGUUAUGAUGUAGCCA
This is a messenger RNA of Platichthys flesus (European flounder), 1014 nucleotides long. RefSeq names its product secretory calcium-binding phosphoprotein 1 (gene scpp1). Bases 121 to 834 code for a protein of 237 amino acids. The transcript is spliced from 9 exons. The record is from RefSeq and is a predicted model, not a curated record. NCBI's taxonomy places the organism in Eukaryota, Metazoa, Chordata, Actinopteri, Pleuronectiformes, Pleuronectidae.